AUGGAGGAGAUUGAGAAGAGCCUGGGAAUUGGGGGUAGCAAUUCCAAAGAGAAACAGCCGUCUACCCGGACAGAAUCGGAUGGGGGAACGAAUGUAACCGGGAAUUCGGGAAGCCGAGGGGAUGGAAAAGCGGAAGAUUCGAAAUCGCACGGCGAGGAUGAAAAGGAGGAGGUCGAGGAGAAAGAGACGGUCCAGAUGCUCGCUGACGGAGAUGCGGACGGGAUUCCGAUCCUGAUUGGCGUGAAGGAGCCGAAAAAGGAAUCUAAGACUGAUGAUAACCCGGAUCAGUACGAAGGGGAGGAGGGCGAUGCCGCGCAGAAGAAGGCGAAAGGCGGCGGGAAGAAGGGCGGCAAAGGCGAGAACGUCGGUGAAAUGAUGGAGAAGAUUCUGGAGAGACUGGAUGACAUGGAAGGCGAGGGGGGGAAGUUCAACGAAACCCUAGAAAAGCAGGAGGCGGUUUUGGAGACAGUGGCGCGGGUGGGGAAGCACCACGUGCACGAGAAGGAGGAGAAGGAGCGGGAGGAGCGGGAGAAGGCGGAGCAGGAGGAGGCGGAGAGGGAAGCGGAGCUGAAGGCCAAGCAGGAAGCGGAAGCAGCUGCUGCUGCGGCGAAGAACAGCUGGGACGGAGGGGUGACCGGCGGUGGAGAGCGGUCGUUCUUCGAUAUUCUCCUGGGGAUAGACGCUGCUCCGCCACCUCCUCCCCCGCCGCGCCCCACGCCUAAGAACGUCACUAAAGCGUCAGCUAAAAACGAGACCAAGAAAGAGCAGGAGGCGGAGCAGGAGGACGAAAAGGACGUCCCCAGGCUCAUAGACUCCCAGGAUAACGAAUACGUUAUAAGCAGCCCCGGUAAAGGGUCCAAGAUGCAGCUGCAGGAGGAUUUCACCCUCAUUUCGGACAUUGUGAAGGUGAUAGUGGCGGCGGCACUGGGCGGGCUGGCGUGCGGGCUGAUGGGGCAGCCCAUCAUCCUGGGAUACAUCGUUGCUGGCAUGGCCAUUGGGCCGGGCGGACUGGGGCUUAUCCACGAGCUCGUACAGGUGGAAACCCUAGCCCAGUUCGGAGUUGUCUUCUUGCUCUUCGCCCUGGGCGUGGAGUUCAGCCUCGCCAAGAUGCAGGGCGUGCACAACGUCGCGCUGGGUGGCGGAGUGCUGCAGAUCCUCAUCGCCAUGAUUCUCGGCGGCAUCUUCUCCUCCAACACCCCGCAGGGGCUCUUCAUAGGCGGCUUCCUCUCCAUGUCCUCCACAGCCGUGGUGCUCAAGUGCCUGGUGGACAUCAAUGGCUUCAACUCCGAGCACGGCCAGAUCAUGCUGGGCACGCUCAUAGCACAGGACUGCGCCCUGGGCCUGCUCCUCGCAAUCAUGCCAGCACUCGCUGCCCGCCCCGCAUCCGCCUCCGCCAUCCUCCUGGCCCUCGUGCGCGAGCUGCUCAUCCUGCUCGCCUUCUGCCUCGUCGCCUGGGCGCUCUCCCGCCUGCUCGUGCCGCGCUUCCUGCGCCUCCUCGUGCGCGUGAGCAGAGGCAACAACGAGCUCUACCAGCUGGGCAUCAUGGGGAAUUGUCUGUGCGUUGCACUUCUCUCGGAGUAUUUGGGCCUCUCACUGGAAGUCGGGGCGUUUAUUGCCGGUCUCAUGCUCUCAGGUGGCACCUACAGCGAGCGAACACUGCACCAAGUGGAGCCGGUGCGCAACAUGUUUGCGGCGCUCUUCCUGGCGUCCAUAGGCAUGGUGAUGCACCCCAUGUUCCUCUGGCAGCACAAGGACAUUCUGCUGCUCGCGCUUGCCGUCGUGUUCCUUGGCAAGACGCUGCUGGUUGCUCUCGUG
Molecule: messenger RNA, 1815 nt
Organism: Closterium sp. Yama58-4
Lineage: Eukaryota; Viridiplantae; Streptophyta; Zygnematophyceae; Desmidiales; Closteriaceae
Source: the annotation of a GenBank genome assembly